Messenger RNA from Cyclocybe aegerita, 936 nucleotides. Lineage: Eukaryota; Fungi; Basidiomycota; Agaricomycetes; Agaricales; Hemipholiotaceae. The record is from the annotation of a GenBank genome assembly.
AUGACCUCAGAAACGGCAAAAAUCAAAUCCAGGCUCCUUGCUCUCACAUCUGCCUUCGACGACCUUGAAUCUCAGCUUGAACCACUCUUCGCGCAAACCCUCCCAGAGACCCUUGUCGGCCUGGAGCCCAUCCAGCAGGCAAAGCUGCAGACCGCACUGCCGUAUGUCAUCUACGAUCUUAUUUUCAUCUAUCUGAAAACGCGAGGAAUAGACCCACGGACGCACUCUGUCAUCGGUGAACUCGACAGAAUCAAGCAAUACUUCGACAAGAUCCAAAAGGCUGAAAAUCCGCCAGCUAAACGCACAGAUAUCGACAAAGAUGCCGCGGCGCGCUUCAUUAAGCAUGCUAUUGCCCAGACCCAAUGGAAGAAGACCGCCGCGGAGGAAGCUCAAGAAGACGAUGUCAAUAACGCGUCUACGUCUACAUCAACCUCUCUAAAGCCUGCGAUUGCAGCCAAAGUAACAAGCAAGAUGCUCGAAAGGAAACAGUACGAGGAGGAGCUCAAGGCUCAGGAUGAAAAGGACGAAGAAGAGGACGUUCUGGAGGUGUACGAGGAAAACGAUGAUGCUAUGAACGUAGACGAUGAACCUAGUCCUUCGAAGUCUACGAAAUCAAAAUUAAAGGAAAGGAAAGGAAAGGGAAAAGAGAAGGUCGGUCAAGUCGGCUCUCUGUCAGCACCUGCAGGCGAGUCAGAGCCAAGUUCGAAGAAGAGGAGAAGGCCCGCAGUCGAUCCUUUUGCUGGUUACAGCGACACAGCAACCACCUGGAACCCUGCCACGCCAGAUUCAGAUCCAAGCCCUGCUAGAAAGAAAAAGUCUAAAACUUCCAGACCUUCCACAGAAUCAAGGACGACACCCAAGCCCGACACCGAGGCAGACCCUUCCUCGGAGAAGAAAUCCAAAAAGUCAAAAAAGAAGACCAAAAACCUAUCAUAA